Brassica oleracea var. oleracea is the source of this 1755-nucleotide messenger RNA. RefSeq lists its product as uncharacterized. Bases 38 to 1516 code for a protein of 492 amino acids. Lineage: Eukaryota; Viridiplantae; Streptophyta; Magnoliopsida; Brassicales; Brassicaceae. Gene Ontology annotation, biological process: regulation of gene expression. The transcript is spliced from 8 exons. Gene Ontology annotation, cellular component: peroxisome. Gene Ontology annotation, molecular function: RNA nuclease activity. The record is from RefSeq and is a predicted model, not a curated record.
GGACCUUCUUGUGUCAGAGAGAUUUUUGUUAGAGAGGAUGUCGGGGAACGAUGCGGCGGAGACAGCUAAAAUAGAGGUGUGGUGGGACAUGAAUGACUGUCCGAUUCCGGAGGGGUAUGAUGCUCGUCGGGUCCGUCCAAGUAUAGAAAGGGCGUUCAGAAAACUAGGCUACACUGGUCGUGUCUCCAUCACUGCCUAUGGCGACCAAAAAAAAACCCCUUGCCACGUCCUACGAGGGCUCUCUUCCACUGGAGUCGCUGUUGCACAUACCAAUUCCGAUAGCACGCGCUCAGUCAUGUAUCGGGAUAUGGUGGGAUGGCGAGACCAAAAUCCACCUCCGGCGACAAUGAUGAUCAUAUCCAAUCAGGUGGAAGGUGACUUAACCUGGGAUCUGGCCCGUCUACAACAGCGCACUAGAUACCACCUUUUUCUGGCUUAUUCAAUUAAGAGUAGCGAUGAUUUACUCCUCGUCUGUUAUGCAAAUUGGCGCUGGGAGCAAUUACUAGAAGAAGAAGAAGGAGGCACACCACCACUUGUGACGUGUGGAUUAUUAUCUGCUGCCAUGUUUUAUUGCAAAUCGUGCAAUUUCGAUUGCCAAAGCAUGGAGAAAUUCAGGAAGCAUCUCUCCAGUUAUAAGCAUGGACUGGAAGAGGCUAUAAAUCCUCCGGACACACAACUGUUAUGUGUAACGAAGGCGUGGGCAAGGACCUACCCGGCCACGCCUCAACACGCCACAGCUAAAAUACAUGUGUUGUGGGACAUGAAUGACUGCCCUAUUCCGGAAGGGUACGACGCUCGUCGGGUCCGUCCAAGUAUAGAAAGGGCGGUCAAGGAAAUAGGCUACACUGGUCCUGUCUCCAUCACUGCCUUUGCAGACCAAAAAGAAACCCCUGAUCACCACCUUCUAGCGCUCUCUUCCACUAGAGUCGAUUUUGCACAUACCCUUUUCUGGGUCAAAUACAGUCGCAUGAUUACAGAAUUUGAGGAAUGGACAGAAGAUAAUCCUGCUCCGGCUACAAUUAUGAUCAUAUCGGAUGAAGUGGCUUCCAGCCAGUACCUUUCAUCACUUAUUUGCCGGAAACUACAAGAGAGUAACUACAACUGUUUUUUGGCUUAUUCAGUUAGGCCUUUUGAAAUGCCAAUCCUCCUCACUUCUGCUGAGUGGCUCUGGGAUAGCUUACUUUCAGUUUCAGAGACAAAAAGACACCUUCUUCACAAGUGCUGCAGCGGAAGUGAAAGUGUUGUUGAAUCUUCUGGUAUGUUUUACUGCCUAUUGUGUAUCUGUGAUUGCGAAAGCCUCGAUGAUUUCAAAAAGCAUCUCUCAAGUAAAGAACAUAUACAUGAGGACAACAUAAUGAAUUCGCAUUUUCAAUCUGCCCAUCGCCAGCGAAGGCUAUAUAAAAUAUCCAACUACCAUGAUGAGGUAGGAUAUUCUCCCAAGACCAAGCGUAUGAGGGAGGAUAACAACGAUUUUCUUAACACGAAGGUUCCAUGUGAUAUGAUCGUUCGCAUUUAGUGGACUUCUGAGAAAUGCUAAGUUUUGGAUAGUCAGGUCACAUUUGCGGUUCAGAGUGCGGUGAAAUCCGGCUACAACCAUAAGAACAUUCUCACACUUGUGCACAUCAAAGAAAGAGACAAAAACUAUACAAAAUAUAGCAAAGCGUGACAUCGACAUAUUUGUAAUUCUUUUGAGUUUUGCCAAACAAAAUUUAUGCUAUAAGAUUGUCAAAACCUCUAUAGUUACAUAAAGUCUGC